AUGGCGAUAUCCGAACAGCAUCUCCCCGAGCAAGAAUACGAUUACGAAGCGCUUCCGUCAAACUAUGGCCUCGGUCGGAAUAUGCUAGCAGGCGCUUUUGCCGGCAUUGCUGAGCAUUCGGUGAUGUACCCAGUUGAUUUACUCAAGACUCGUAUGCAAGUCUUGCAUCCUACAACCGGAGGGCUCUACACAGGAUUGACACACGCGGUCUCCACGAUCUACCGAAUUGAGGGGUGGCGGACACUGUGGAAGGGUGUUUCGAGCGUGAUUGUCGGUGCUGGCCCCGCACACGCCGUUUAUUUCGGGACAUAUGAGGUUGUGAAAGACCUGGCUGGUGGAAAUGUGGAUGAUGGACACCACCCGUUGGCGGCAGCAAUGAGUGGUGCGGCAGCGACCAUCGCUAGCGAUGCCUUAAUGAACCCCUUCGAUGUGAUCAAACAACGAAUGCAGGUUCAUGGAUCUGUACACAAGACAAUCUUUCAAUGCGCAAAGUCGGUCUACCGAACGGAAGGCUUCCACGCAUUCUAUGUAUCUUACCCCACCACACUCUGCAUGACCGUACCCUUCACCGCUACCCAAUUUGUCGCAUACGAGUCGAUUUCGAAGAUCAUGAACCCGUCUCAGGAUUACGAUCCCUUUACGCACUGCAUCGCGGGUGGUCUAGCCGGUGCGGUCGCCGCCGGUAUUACAACACCACUUGAUGUGGUGAAGACUCUGCUGCAAACCCGCGGUCUCGCCCAAAACGAGGAGAUCCGCGCGGUCAAGGGCCUUUUCGGCGCUGCAUCCCUCAUCAAGCGCCAGUUUGGUUGGAAGGGCUUCUUGCGCGGCGCGCGACCUCGCAUUAUCUCCACGAUGCCUAGCACCGCUAUCUGCUGGACCUCUUACGAGAUGGCCAAGGCUUAUUUCAAGGGCCGUGUAGACAACUAG
This is a messenger RNA of Aspergillus calidoustus, 927 nucleotides long. The record is from the annotation of a GenBank genome assembly. NCBI's taxonomy places the organism in Eukaryota, Fungi, Ascomycota, Eurotiomycetes, Eurotiales, Aspergillaceae.